CCAUCUCCAUUUUCUGUGUUUUGAGUGGUGACAGGACAAGUUAAAUUGAGUUUUUCCAUGGAGGGAACAAAUCGGUCAGUUUGUGGCAGGAAGAUUUGGGAACAUGAAAGUACUUAUCGGACAAAGUACUCGGUGUCCAAAGGGUUUUGCGGCCUCCGGGUGGCGGAUCCAAUUUUUCAUUAGGCUUCGAUGAACCAACAGAACAACCUGUGAGGAAGAAUAAAAUGGCCUCCAGCAUCUUUGGGACAUCUGAGGAAAAUCCCCCUUCUUGGGCCAAGUCUGCAGGUGCCAAGUCUAGUGGUGGCAGAGAAGAUUCUGAGUCAUCUGGACCUCGGAGAAGGAAUUCUUCUGAAGGGAACUCUGGAGACUUCUUAGAUCUGAAGGGAGAAGGUGACAUUCAUGAAAACAUGGACACAGACUUGCAGGCCAGCCUGGGGCAGAGUGAGGAGAAGCCUGUGCCCGCUGCCCCCGUGCCCAGCCCAGUGGCACCGGCCCCAGUGCCAUCCCGAAGAAACCCCCCUGGUGGCAAGUCCAGCCUUGUCCUGGGUUAGCCGCGACGGUCCUGAACUCUGUUGUUUCGUUUGUUUUUCCAUGCUUGUGAACUGCACAACUUGAGCCUGACUGUACAUCUUUUGGAUUUGUUUCAUUAAAAAAGAAGCACUUUAUGUACUGCUGUCUUUUUUUUUUUUUUCUUCCUUUUCUUUUCUUUUUUCUUUUUGAAGAACAGGUCUCUUUAUCUGUCCCGAUUCCUCUCGGUCUGUAGGCCAUGGCAUGAGUGUUUUCUAGUAGUAGAUUGGAGGGAAAGCUUUGUGACACUUAGUACCGUGUUUUUAAGAACAAAUAAUUUGGUUCCAAAUGUGUUAGAGGGUCUUUUGUACUGAGGUUUUUAAAACCCUUUUCUUGUCAGCUUUACUUGGGUUUACCAAGCCUUGAUUGGACAGGCCAGUCAACAGUCCACAGGCACCGUUAGUUCCUGCAGGCCCCCAACACAGGUUUGGUCUUUGUGCCGAACCUCCUUGGUGUUGCCCUACCUUGUCAGUGCCCUUUGCUAAAAGCAUCUUCCUGUGCCAUAUAGAACAAUAAAGAGGCCUGUGCCUCAUGCCUUGCUGCCUGCAAAGCAAAAAACUGCCUUUUAUUUUUGAACCUUAAGAAAUAAGCCAGAUGCUAACUUGACUGGCUGAGGAGCAGUCUCCUGCUGUCACGCAGAGGGGAGGCUCCAGGUACACUCAAAGUGACCAAUUCCAAGUGGUGAAGCAAGCAAGGGCGGUGACCACACAGAAGUGGGUCUUCGGCUCGAACAGACCCCGCCGGGGCAGUGGUCUCAGAUACCUUGAAGCUGUGUGCAUGAUGCUGGUGCUUGACCUUCAAACGAAAAGUCUCAUCCUUACAAUGUGUGUUGUACUUCCUGAUCCUGGACUGUGGCUUAAAGUAAACGAUGUACAAAUUUUGAAA
Pteropus alecto (black flying fox) is the source of this 1452-nucleotide messenger RNA. It is a transcript of the gene JPT1, whose product is annotated as Jupiter microtubule associated homolog 1. NCBI's taxonomy places the organism in Eukaryota, Metazoa, Chordata, Mammalia, Chiroptera, Pteropodidae. The coding region runs from base 225 to 551 and encodes 108 amino acids. Gene Ontology annotation, cellular component: nucleus. The transcript has 5 exons. The record is from RefSeq and is a predicted model, not a curated record.